Messenger RNA from Lethenteron reissneri (Far Eastern brook lamprey), 5668 nucleotides. It is a transcript of the gene SLC5A11, whose product is annotated as solute carrier family 5 member 11. The record is from RefSeq and is a predicted model, not a curated record. Gene Ontology annotation, biological process: transmembrane transport. Gene Ontology annotation, molecular function: D-glucose:sodium symporter activity. Gene Ontology annotation, cellular component: plasma membrane. Lineage: Eukaryota; Metazoa; Chordata; Hyperoartia; Petromyzontiformes; Petromyzontidae.
GAAGGAAGAGCGUUCCAGAUGGCCGCAGAAGUGCAUCUGAUAAAGCGGGAUGCGGUGACCGUGAUGAGAGAUGAAAGAACAUAAUAGAUGAUAGAAAUAUAGAGAUGAGAGAAGAUGAGCGGAGAAGAUGAGAGUUGAGCCGAUUGACCUUUGACACCUCGCACCCCCCCCCUCCCCACAGUCACGACCAUUGCACUGGGGUCGAGGUUUAUACUCUUGCCUCCCUUAUUCCAUGACCAGCUUCAUCAAAACCCAAAUCACAAACAUUCCAGUGCGACCAAAGGUUGCCGCCGUUUUGAAUGUCGUACACGAGUGCGUGCUGCAGGCAUAAACUAGGAUCCAAUAAAGAAUGCUGUGGUAUAAUUUCACAUCAUACAUAUGCAUGAGAGAGAGGUGGUGGGGGGAUGGAGGCCAGGAUAAAUGAUUUAUUUACACUUUACUCUUUAACCCUGGUUCCAGCGCGAGCGGGUGGCCGGGCACUGCACCACCGCCUCUCGAUGUCGUGCAACCAGAGUGGUGACCGCACGCUCUGCUGGCUCUCAGCAACUGCAGCUGCUCCAGCUGCUUCAGUAGCUCCGGCGCAGCACAAGCGAACUCCGAUGUGAACGAGGCGACGAGGCACCUUGAGCCCCCCGGAGCUCAAUCCCACUCCUUUCACCGCUGCCUCCGCUGCGGCCACCGCCGCUGCCGAGAUUCAAGGGGUGCAGGUCGCCAUGGAGGUGCCGGGCCGAGCGGCCACGUCUCCCCGGCCGGGUCCCACCGUCGGCGUGCAGGCCACCGUGGGGGUCCUCGGGUCCCGCGGCCUCACGGGCGUGGACAUAGCGGUGCUGGUGCUGUACUUCGUGUUCGUGCUGGCCGUGGGGCUGUGGUCCAUGUGGAGGACCAAGCGGGGAACGGUGACCGGAUACUUCUUGGCCGGAAAGAAGAUGGUUUGGUGGACGGUCGGGGCCUCUCUCUUCGCCAGCAACGUGGGCAGCGGCCACUUCAUGGGGCUCGCGGGCAGCGCCGCCGCCUCCGGCAUCGCCGUGGCCGCCUACGAAUUCAACGGCAUGUUCGUGGUGCUUCUGCUCGCCUGGGUCUUCCUGCCUAUUUACAUCGCAUCCGGGGUGACCACGAUGCCCGAAUACCUGCAGAGGAGGUUUGGGAGCAAACGCAUCCGCAUUUACAUCGCCGUCCUCUACCUCUUCAUCUACAUCUUCACCAAGAUAUCGGUGGACAUGUACGCCGGCGCCGUAUUCAUCCAGCAGGCGCUAAACUGGAACCUCUACGUGGCGGUGGCGCUGCUCCUGGCCAUCACGGCACUCUACACCAUCGGAGGUGGCCUGGCCGCCGUCAUCUACACCGACACGCUGCAGACGCUGAUCAUGUUCAUCGGAGCGCUCAUCCUCAUGGGAUACAGUUUCUGGAACAUCGGCGGCUAUGAGAACCUGUACGAGCGCUAUUUCCUGGCGAUCCCCACGCGGCGGGACCCCAACUCGACGUGCGGGAUCCCGCGCGAGGAUGCCUUCCACAUGUUCCGCGACCCCGUGACCUCCGACCUGCCGUGGCCCGCCGUCAUCGUCGGCAUGAGCAUCCCGUCCAUCUGGUACUGGUGCACCGACCAGGUCAUAGUUCAGAGGUCGCUGUCCGCCAAGAACCUCUCGCACGCCAAGGGCGCCUCCCUCUUUGCCUCCUCAAUGAAGGUGCUGCCCCUCUUCAUGAUGGUCUUCCCGGGAAUGAUCAGCCGCGUGCUCUUCACCGAGGAGGUGGCGUGCGUGGACCCCGAGGUGUGCGAGGCCGUGUGCCAGAACCGCGUGAGCUGCACCGACAUUGCCUACCCCAAGCUCGUCAUGGAGCUGCUGCCGGAGGGGCUCCGCGGGCUGAUGAUGUCGGUGAUGAUCGCCGCGCUCAUGUCCUCGCUCACCUCCAUCUUCAACUCCUCCAGCACCAUCUUCACCAUGGACCUGUGGCGUUACAUCCGCCCGCGCGCCUCCGAGCGCGAGCUCAUGAUCGUCGGCAGGGUGUUUGUGCUGGUGCUCGUCGUGGUGUCCAUCGUCUGGAUCCCCGUGGUCCAGGCCAGCCAGGGCGGGCAGCUCUUCUUCUACAUCCAGGCCAUCAGCUCCUACCUGCAGCCGCCCGUCGCCAUCGCGUUCAUGCUGGCCUGCGCCUGGAGGCGGGCCAACGAGACCGGCACGUUCUGGGGCCUCAUGGUGGGCCUCGCGGUCGGCCUCACGCGCAUGGUCCUCGACUUCGUGUACCCCGAGCCGGGCUGCGGCGAAGAGGACACGCGCCCGUCCGUCACGCGCUACGUGCACUACCUCUACUUCUCCAUGCUCCUCUCCUUCAUCACCCUCGUGGUCAUCGUGGCCGUCAGCCUCGCCACCGACGCGCCAACGCCCGACCAGCUGGUGCGCCUCACGUGGUUCACGCGGAACGACAAGCCCCUCGCGCCGGCGGAGGACCGGAAUGGCAACGACGCCCGCGUCAUCGCCGCCGACGCAGACGCCGCCGGGGGGACCGAGAAAGUGUCGUUCCGUGACGACGCGUCCAUCGCGCAGGGCGACUCGGAGCCCACGCGAGACGGAGCUUCCGACGGCAGCUUGCCCCGCCGCCGGCCACUGUGGAAGCGGGCGCUGCUGUGGUUCUGCGGCUUGGACGGGCCGUCGAGCUCGGGCGCCGGCACGGAGCAGCGGGGCUACGAGGCGCCGCUGCCACCCGUGGGGGACGUCGAGGCCGCCCUGUACGAGAAUCCCAGGGCGAGGCGACUCAUGAACUCGUGCCUCCUCGUCUGGAUGUCCGCCGGCAUCUUCCUCUGGGCCUACUUCGGCUGACGGCACCUCUCCGUCGUCCCCGCGCAGAGGGGGGGGGGAGUUACCCUAACGAGGAUGGAUUAGCGGCGUCGGCGCCGUGGCCCUCUGCUGACGGGCUGCCGGGAGGUUGCUUGAGUGAAAAAAAAACUAUUUUUUUUAUUCACCAGGUAAGGUCCUCUGAGCUAUUGAGCCCUUUUUCAAAAGCAACCUGGCCACACAAAUGUUAGCUCACCGAAGUGGCUUAUCAUCAUGUGGAAUGUUAGAGCAGCCAAAUACUCUGCGUGAUGUUGAUUCAAAAUGUGGAGGGAAAAAAACAAGGCCCGGAGAAAAAUCCACACGACCAUGGGGAGAGAAAACACGCAAACUCCAAAUGUACAGCAGCAGGCGUCAGGGUCGGGAUCGAACCCACGACCUCCUGCAUACCCGGCGAGGUAGUUAACAUCUCGCCACCCUGGCGCCCAUUCUUUGGGACAGCUGUUGCCGGCUCGGCGAUUUUGUCGCUAGAUCGAGCGACUUUUUGGGGGUUUCCCUCGAGAUGACAUUUUGUCGAAGUGAUUAGCGACAAAAUCCAGCGACUUUCUGGGGCGAGGGACAUGAUGCGGACUUGGGAGCGAUUCCAGGCGAGUGUGAAGGAUCAUGUAUCGAUUCACAGUUUGUAACGCUCGGGAGAUUGUUUUGUGACACUUCCUGAGGCCUCUCCAGUGACAUUAAUGACUCCUUUUGUAAAUGAUAUUUGUGAUAUUUUGACGAUGCAAAACGUGCCUUCGUUUGUGUUUUAGCUGCUGUGCGAUCGUACCGUUGUGAAGUGCACAAUAAUGACGCACAAGUAGUCUGUGUGCGUGAGCGUGCGGUGCUCUGUUGUGGGUAGUGUCGCGGUUUGCACGCUACGCUACGAACCCAGCCACGCGAGUUCGAUUCCUGCUCGCAGCCAACAUCAGUCACGAUUAUCUGAACCGGUCCUGGGCCUCCCCAAGGUCGUCCCAGCCUCAAAUGAUUACCUGGUGCGGUGUGUAAACAUCACCACUCGGGAGACAAAGGUGGCCAGGGCGUUGUGCUGGCCACCCACCCCCUCGCGCGCUAUCCCGGCCUUCAUUGGUGCUCGCGAACAGCACUUGCCCGAGUCGUCUGUUUCUAUAUGGCGGAUAUUUGUUUUUGUUUGUGGUGCUGUAUACCCAUGUCACACCUGGGUAAGUUGUAACUAAUUGCUGCGUUGCGUUGUGGCUCGGAAUCGAGCCCAGCUGGGUUGCAGGAGCGAUGAGACCCAGCGUGAGUCCAGGGAAGGGCUCUCUGCGUUUUAUUGUUUGUGACCUUUUGAGCCAGUUGGCCAGAUGCGGGCUCGGCCUUAGCCCACUUUCACCCGGGUAACUGGAGAGCAUCGACCUACAUAUUCCUUGACUUAUCGCUAAAAUAGCUACAAAUAAAUUUAAAGAUGCAAUAAAAAAAAAAUAAGAAUGAAUCACCAUGUUUUAAAAACUUUAAAUAACUUCUCAUACUUUCUGGGACACUAUUCCGAUAUCAAACAACCAGGCUAUGUGAAAGACCAAUGCUGUACACAUAACGCAGCAUUCGCUCGACCCGCAUUUGCGUGCCCUCUGUUGCCGCUCAGAAGCACUGAGACACGCUUCAGCCUGCGGACAGUGGCACGCAUUCGGAGCAGAUCCACUGGAUGACUUGGCAGUGGCUAUUAUGUACUUCACGUUUGUCAGGUUGUGUAUUUUUGCCAGCUCUUCAAAUCUGGUUGUGGACUUAAUUUGUCCAAAUUACAUCUGAGAAUUAAUACGGUUUGUCUUAUCAUGAAUAGGAAAAAAAUGACUGUCUACGAGAGGUGGCGGUGGCAGAGUUAGGCACCGCUGAGGGCCUGGGUUCGAAUCCAGGCAGCCAGCUGUGGGUUAAACCGGGUUCCCAAGUACGGUAUUAUGGCGAGUUGAUGGUCACCAACGACUACACUUUGGAUACAUUCCAGCUGUCAUUUAAAUUAUUGGUUUGACUUGCCGUGCGACACAAAUAUUACUAUUGUCUGCGGUGCUGUCCCCUACGUACGGUGUGGACCCCAGAGGUCACUGGAAGAGAUCUCUCUCUCUCACUUCUGUGAUGUCCACAUCCGCGAGGCCUUCUCUCACACGAAAGGUCGCACUGCUCUGCGAGAGAUCCGAACGGAUGCUCCAUUUCUUGGCAAUACGUAGAUUCAAAAUCUGCUCAACAUUAAAAAGGCAGUUUCAACAACUGAUUGAGUUUCUUUUUCGUUUAGCCUCAUGUGGUAACUGUGUACAGAGAGAGAGAGCCAGGUUCUUAUGCUGAUGAAAUGGCUAAGAAGCAUUGCCACGGUGAUUUGCCGCACCCUUCGUGACGGAGAACAUGGGUUUCAUUGGGAUGAAAACAAACACUCUCGAACGGUGCAUUGAGCCGUCGCGUGGCGCGGGGCUGAGUCCUGUGCCCAGGGAGGAGGGAACAUCUCUUUGAUAUUUUAACUAAUGCGCCUAUCCACGCUACAAAUAAACAUUAAUGAGUCAAUAACGUGUCGAUUCCAACAUAAACACACGUACAGUAUACAAGCGCACAAAGACACUGACAUCACUGCGCCCUGGCAUCAGCAAAGCGCACGAUCACAACACCCGGAGUCGCCACGAUAGCCCAGGGGCCGUGCAUUGGAGAACCAGAGACCCAAGCUCAGGAGCCAACAACGGAGGUCUCCCAGACUCUGAGAAUCUCCCAGACUCUGAGAAUCUCCCAGACUCUGAGAAUCUCCCAGACUGAGAAUCUCCCAGACUCUGAGAAUCUCCCAGACUGAGAAUCUCCCAGACUGAGAAUCUCCCAGACUCUGAGAAUCUCCCAGACUCUGAGAAUCUCCCAGAAUCUGAGAAUCUCCCAGACUCUGAGAA